AUGAUUCUCUCAUUUUUUUAUUGGAACAGUAUGGAGCAAAACAAAAAGAAAAAUGCUUCGCAAGAAAAAAAAGUUGUACCAUCUGUUUGUAGUUCCUCUAUGAUUUAAUAGUACGAACCUAAAAAUCAAAUCAGAAGAUAGAUUCUAGAGGAGGAAUAAAUAAGAUAGCAAAGAAAGCGAUAUACAGACAAGUUUUAACCUAAAGCAACAUCAGAGGAUGAAGAUCCUUAAUUGAAUUUUCUCUAAAUUGGAAAUAAAGCUAAAAAAAGGUAGAAGAGCUAAACUCAAAGAUGGUAAAAGUAUGAAAACAGAAAAUCUAAAAGAAAUAGAUCCGAGCAGAGAUUUGCAGUAACUAAUUAAAUUUAAGGGCUCACUGAAAAGUAUUAUGAAUUUGAUGAUCUCGAUAAAAUUUCUGAUGAUAAAGCGGAUUUAUGCAUCAGAAAUCUUCCAUAAAAUAGAUUAAUGAAAAAAAUGACAAUAUGA
Messenger RNA from Paramecium tetraurelia, 483 nucleotides. RefSeq lists its product as uncharacterized. The record is from RefSeq and is a predicted model, not a curated record. Lineage: Eukaryota; Ciliophora; Oligohymenophorea; Peniculida; Parameciidae. The transcript has a single exon.